Saccostrea cuccullata (small rock oyster) is the source of this 1617-nucleotide messenger RNA. RefSeq lists its product as uncharacterized. The transcript has a single exon. Lineage: Eukaryota; Metazoa; Mollusca; Bivalvia; Ostreida; Ostreidae. Bases 1 to 1617 code for a protein of 538 amino acids. The record is from RefSeq and is a predicted model, not a curated record. Gene Ontology annotation, molecular function: zinc ion binding.
AUGGCGACAUCGGAAGAUCCAACAGCUAGAGCACAAGACGUCAUACGAUGCCAACUUUGUCCCGGUAAAGACCGGAAAUCUGCAGCUAGUAUUCUGUGUAAGAGUUGUCUCGUCAAUCUUUGUAAAGAUUGUGUAGGUCCUCAUAUGCUCUCUGACCCUAAUAUAAAGCAAGAAGUUCUUACUCAUGAACUGACAAAGGGGGAUAUUACUUUACCGUGUAAACAUCAUCAAAAGUUGUCAUAUGAAUUUUGUCUAUCAUGUAGCUCUCCAGUUUGCCAACAAUGUCUAUUGUCGGGAUUUCAUGAAAAUCACAGUGUUCAGCAAAUUCCCGAACUUUACAAAUCUAAAAAAGAAAUGAUCGAAAAUGACAAAAAUGAACUUGAAACUGACAUUGCACCGAAAAAUGAAUCAGCUAUUUCUGAAAUAGAAUCAAUGUUAUCAGAUAUAGUUCAAAAACAUCAAAAAAGACAGCAAGGUAUUGCUGAAUUUGACGAUAAAUGUCACAAGCUUGUUGACAGUAUCAUCGAAAAAUAUGUGCAUGUUUCAAAAGAGAUGGAAAUGAAAGAUACUGACUUUUUGUUCGCUUUAAAAUCAGAAUUUCAGUCACGACAUUCUUUGAUUCAGUCAGCUAUGGAGGAAAACGAAUCAAAUCUGGUUUCCAGUGAUUCGUCCGUAGUUAUUUAUUACGUUUCAAAAAAUGAACACUUCAGAAAUCUUCCGAGCAUCUUUAGACUUACGGUACCACAAUUUAAUCCAGUUGAAGUUACAGAACAGGCAAUGUUUCGAAUAAUAGGUGUCAUACCAAAGACAAUUAAAACUAAUGUUAAAGAAAUAGGAACCAUAAAUACCGGCUUUGGCAAAAUAAAUAGCUUUGCUUGUAUACCAAACACCAAUGAAUUCUUUAUCAGUGGUGACACUAAUAUCAUCAGACGCAUGGACAGAGAGGAAAAUCUAAUCCAGGAGAUUCCCACUAAGUCUGGAGGAAUUCCCGUAAAACUGGCUGUCACCAGAAAUGGAUAUUUAGUGUACAUUGAGAGUAAAUCCAAACAUAUAAAUGUUAUGAAGAAAGAUAAAACAGAUCUGAUCCCACUGCAGGGAUGGACAGCUAAAGCCAUCUGUUGCACCUCCAAUGGUGACUUUCUUGUUGCUAUGAAAGCCAUUUUUAAUUUCUUGAAAAGUAAAGUUGUCCGUUUCUCCGACUCUAAGGUAACACAAGAAAUAGAAUACGAUAUAGGAAAACCUUUAUACUGCGAUCCGUUCUACAUUGUAGAAAACAAAAACUUUGAUAUUAUAGUGAGUGACCCUACAGUAAACAAGCUAGUGAUAGUUGACGAACGAGGCAAGUUAAGAUUUAACUAUGAUGGAAAUUUCCAGUCUAACAAAGAUAAACCAUUCACACCACAUGGUGUAACUACAAACAGCAUGUGUCACAUUUUUAAAUCUGACACUGGUAAUAAUAUUAUACACUUUAUUGACCAAAAUGGCCAGGUCCUUUUACAUAUUGAAAAUAGGAAUUCAUCAACUCCAAUUGAUCUUUGUACGGACAAUAAAGAUAAUUUGCUCCUUGUGGAAAGUUUCUUGGGAAAAGUUAAAGUAUUAAAACUGUUUGAAUUUUAA